Molecule: messenger RNA, 2100 nt
Organism: Sporothrix schenckii 1099-18
Lineage: Eukaryota; Fungi; Ascomycota; Sordariomycetes; Ophiostomatales; Ophiostomataceae
Exons: 2
Coding region: 1-2100 (699 amino acids)
Biological process (GO): regulation of DNA-templated transcription
Molecular function (GO): DNA-binding transcription factor activity, RNA polymerase II-specific; zinc ion binding
Source: RefSeq, a predicted model, not a curated record
AUGGCCUCACACACCACGGCCCAGUCCAACAAGCGGCCCCGCGUGUCGUUCGGGCCGGAUGGACGGCCUCUCUCUACAUCCUGGCCGGGCCGAGAUCGUGCGCCGUCCGUAGACGCCGCCGAGCGCCGCCACGUGCCAAAGGCGAAGAAGGCCUGUAUCAACUGCCGUAGCCAAAAGAUGCGCUGCGUGCCCAGCGACGAUGACCCGCGCACGUGCCGGCGUUGUCAGCGGACCGCCGUGCCGUGCACGUUUGUGCCGCGUGCCAACGCCGCGGUCCUGCCGUCGCAGCCGUUGAUGCCGUCCAUGUCGCCGCCCACAGCCACAGGAUCCUUGGAUGGCCCCUUCAAGAGCGACGUGCUGCGGCGGUUGCGCGCCGUCGAAGAGUACCUGGGUCUCGGGUCGUUGUCCACAGCAGCCACAGCCGGGCCUGUGGACGCAGCACCCCCGGUGGAGGGUGCCGAGGGACACGAUGCAGCGGCCAACGGCGUAGACUCGGACAUGGACGACGAAGACGUGUCGGACCUGCCUCCCACCUACGCAUCGCUCGGCGCGCUGUGGCAGGCGGUGGGCGUUCUCCGGGCCACCGCGCCGGCGUCCACGCCGCGGCGCCUUUGGACGAAGCGCACAGUCGGCGCGCUGUGGCUGGCGUUCCACGACCGCAUGCCCGGGCUGCACUUUAUGCCGCGCAAGCAGAUUUUCUCGGUGCCGCAGCCGCUGCUGCUGGCGUCCAUCUUGUUCUGCUCGAGCGUCCGCGGGCCGGCCGAGACGGCGGCGGAUCUCGCGCCGCACUACUAUGCGGUGCUCUGCAACGCCAUUGCGCAGCUCAGCAUCCCGGACAGCACCAUGGGACGGCCGCACCCGCCGACGGACGGCGGGCUGGCGGGCGCGACGGACGCCGACGAAGAGUGGGCCUUUCAGACCGUGCUGGGGAUUGUCCUGGCGGGCCUGCUGACGGAGGCGAGCAACCGCGUUGUCGGGCUGUGGAUCUCGGUGGCGCACCGGCUGAUCCUCGAGCACUGCCCGUCGUCGCUGGCGGACGGUGAGGGCCCCGGUGGUGGCGGUGGCGGAGACGACGACCGCCGCGAGUGGCGCAAGCUGUUCAGCGGCGUGCAGAUUAUCGAUCUCGAGCACGCGUCGCUGCACCUCAGCUGCCCUGUCAUUCCGAUUGAAAGCCCGCUGCCGGCACUGCACGUGGGAUACCGCGACCCACUGUACCGCCUGAGCCGCAUGAUGCACACGGGGCUGACGCAUUUCACCGGACGGGGGCUGCCGACCAUCUGGUCCGUCUUUACGAGCGAUGCCGGCGCCUCCACGCGAAGCACCGGCGGGGCCAGUACGCCUCCAUUUACGGCCAUUGACGCCGCCGUGAUCCGUGACUGGGCUCGCCAGCUCGACGACUGGCUGGUCGAGUUUAGCCGCAGCACGCCGCAGCUGGCCACGCUGGUCGCCGCCAGCACAAGCACAAGCACAGGCACAAACACGACCGCCGACACAAGGACAAGCACAACCGACACAUCGGCGGUGACGGAGCACCGGCGCCUCGUGUUCCGGCAGUACGUGCUGCACCGGCUGGUGGUGCUGAGCAUCUACCACCCGGCGCGCGGGUGCGAUCUGUGGAGCAACAGCAUCACGCCGCAAGAACAGCACGAGCUGCUGCUAAGCGCGCGGGCGACCCUGAAGCUGUACCAGCACGACGACAGCAUCUGGUCCAACUGGGACCUGGUGAUGAUUACCUGGGCAGCGCUGAUUGUCCUUCAGGGGGUGGAAGGGGGCGUUGGCGAGGUGGACGAUCUACAAAACAUCCAGGUCCAUCUCACGAUGCUCAAGCAAUUCUACGAGCCAAAGUCGCCCAUGUGCGGCCGCCUGAUUGCACGCCUCGAGGCGAGCCUCCAGGGCGUCCACACUCCGGUGGCGCCGGGUCCACAGCAGCAGUACAACAAUGCACAGCAACCGCCGCCAAACCAAAGCCAGUUCCAGGCGCCACAGCCGUCCUUUCUCGACCGCACAUCGUCGGGCCUCGGCUACCAGUCGUGGCACAUCUUUGACCAGGCCAGUCUGGAGCACAUUGGCUAUCCAGAGUGGUCCAUUUUGCGGCAGUAG